AGUCGGGAUUGAAGAGUAGAUGGCAAUAGCCAUCCCCCAAAGGUAAAAGGUAGCUAAAGAAAAAGUUCUUUUUCUAGACAGUACUGCGGUGAUGCUUAUGAUGAUGACUGCAAUUUCCGACACCCACAAUCCUCUCUCCUUCUCUCUCCUUCUCUCUCCUUCAACUCAAUUAACUCUUCUCCAUUUACUUUAUUCCCAUGCCCAAGAGCAAUUAUAGUAACUUGUUCAUUUUUUAACGUACAAAUCAGGUAAUACACCUUCUCUUCCUACCUCCUUCUCCAUGGCUGACAACAACUGCGGCUGUUGGGUUUUCUUGAAGCGCGGCGUUUGCAACUCCUCUUCUUCUACUCACUCCGCCAGCACUAUCCCUCGCACUAGUCUUGUCUAUGAUGCUGCUACAGAGACAAGAUGCCUAAAUGCUAGUCAUAGAGACCUCUGCCCACCAAAUGAAGCCCACCUUUCAUCCGAUAAUCCUGAUCCACCAACAUCAACCAACAAAUCUCGAUGCCAGCUUCUUCAAUUUACUUAUCAGGAGCUAAAAUCCGCAACGGGGAACUUUAGGCCUGACAGCAUACUUGGUGAAGGUGGUUUUGGGUAUGUCUUCAAAGGGUGGAUAGAGGAGAACGGGACAGCACCGGCCAAACCAGGUUCAGGGAUCACGGUUGCUGUCAAGAGUUUGAAACCAGAUGGUCUUCAAGGCCAUAGAGAAUGGGUGGUGGAGGUUGACUUCCUUGGACAACUUCAUCAUCCUAACCUUGUUAAACUUAUCGGUUACUGCAUCGAAGACGACCAGAGGUUGCUUGUAUACGAAUUUAUGACCCGAGGAAGUCUCGAAAACCAUCUUUUUAGAAGGACAAUACCUCUCCCAUGGUCAAAUAGGAUCAAGAUCACACUUGGGGCAGCAAAAGGAUUGGCCUUUCUCCAUGGUGGUCCAGAGCCAGUCAUUUAUAGAGAUUUUAAAACAUCCAACAUUUUACUCGAUUCGGAAUAUAAUGCUAAGCUUUCAGAUUUUGGUCUAGCAAAAGCUGGUCCUCAAGGUGACAAAACACAUGUUUCUACUAGAGUUGUUGGAACCUAUGGCUAUGCUGCACCAGAGUAUGUUAUGACAGGACACUUGACAUCUAAGAGUGAUGUCUAUAGCUUCGGUGUUGUAUUACUCGAGAUUUUGACCGGCAGAAGAUCGAUGGACAAGAAGCGUCCUAGUGGGGAGCAGAAUCUCGUUGCUUGGGCUCGGCCGUAUUUAGCUGACAAGAGGAAGCUUUACCAAUUGGUGGAUCCCCGUUUGGAGCUGAAUUAUUCUCUUAAAGGGGUGCUUAAAGUUUCUCAAUUAGCUUACAACUGCCUCCAUAGGGACUCCAAAGCCCGUCCGACAAUGGACGAAGUAGUGAAGGUCCUCACUCCAUUGCAAGGCCUUAACGAUCUCGCCAUAUUAUCCCAUCACUCCCGUCUAUCUCAACAAGCGAGACGUAAAAAGAAACCGGAAGGACCUCAUCAACAACUCCCCAAUGCUCAAUCCAAAAGCACCAGAGACUCCCCCUUGAAUUCCGGCAAACACAGGCGUAGAUGAUCUGUAUUUUGGCAAGGACUUGAAAUCGAACUUGAUCGUGUGAAGAUAAUAUUUCAGGCCCGGAUGAGCUAAAGUAGUAAAGCGAUUUCUUCUAACCAUGAAUGUGGGAAGAUUAUCUUGCAAUUUCCCAGUAUUGUAAUCAGAUCAAACUCUAUGCUUUGCUUCAAAUCUAAAUCUCCUCUUUUUCUUUCAA
This is a messenger RNA of Hibiscus syriacus, 1760 nucleotides long. RefSeq names its product receptor-like serine/threonine-protein kinase At3g01300. The coding region runs from base 281 to 1567 and encodes 428 amino acids. The record is from RefSeq and is a predicted model, not a curated record. Gene Ontology annotation, biological process: protein phosphorylation. Gene Ontology annotation, molecular function: ATP binding; protein kinase activity. NCBI's taxonomy places the organism in Eukaryota, Viridiplantae, Streptophyta, Magnoliopsida, Malvales, Malvaceae. The transcript is spliced from 6 exons.